ACGGCGCCGGCCGCUCCGCCCGGCGGAGCCGAGAGCGGCAGCUGCGGCGGGGGCGAGCUGCGCGCUUGCUCCACCGUCAGCCUCUCCGCAACGGAAAAUGGGAGAAACCGCAGCCGAGUCUCCGGGGCUUCCCGAUGAGGGCGGUGGCGCCAUGUCCGCCCCAGCUCCAGACGGGAGGGACCGGCUCCCCGCCGCCAUUCUGGCUCCGCCCCCGGGCGCUGCCGCGGGGCGAUGGCAGCGCCGGCCCCGCCGGAGCCCCCAGCCUGGAGGCGGCGCAGACGCCGCCCGCGCAUGCGCCUCAGCGCGUUUCUUAGCGACGAAGCGACGCCAUGAGCGGGGCCCGGGCCCUGCUGCUGGCCCUGCUGCUGGCGCGGCUGCCCGCCCGCGGCCUCGGCCCCGCACCGGCAGCCGCCGCCGAACUCGCCGCGGGGGCCGCGCGCCGGGCUGCUCCCCGAAGCCAGGACGCGGCCGGGGGCCGGGCCGCCGCUGCCGCCGCCCCGGGCUCCGCCGCCCAGCUCCCCGCUGCCGGGCCUCGCCGCGGCCGUCCCGCUCCUCCGCUCCGCCGCCGCCCGCGGGCAGCCGGCGCCGUGCUCCGCCGCCCCGACCGCCACCGGCCGCCCGGCGUCUCCGGCCUGCGCGGCCCCGCCGCGUCCCGCCGCUCCGGCGGCAGCAGGUCUGUGAGCCAGGUGUGUGUAGAGAAAUCGCUUGUGUUCAGAAGUAACACCCCUUAUGCUACUGAUAUCGUUGCUGUUCCUGGUGGACGUGAUCUGCUGUUCUGUGUGCAGCUGGAUGGCUCAAAGCUGAACUAUUUCCAGCAGCCACAGGAUAUUAAGGAAUCUGAUUUUGUGAAGUUUUUAGAGAAGUACGGCAGACACUCUUUCUCAGCCCCAUCACAAGUCCAGCCGUCGUCCUCUGCCUUCUACCGGGCUGGUGAUCCCAUCCUGAUCUACUUUGAUUCGUCAUCCGUACUGAGCACGCUCAGGCAGCCAGUGAAAAUGGGAGCCAGUGGACUCUGUGUUGAUGGAAAUCCUGCUGGCUUCCUGGACAGUAAAAGCACAAGCUGUACUCGGAUUUUUGCCAACUUGAGCGAGAGCUGCGUUACUGACCCUGCCCUGGAUGCUGCCUCCUACUACCGUGACUUCUCUGUGCUGAAGGUCCCGGUUAACGACACCAUCGUGCAGUCCAUGAAGGUAAAGGUCACCGCGGUGGCAGCACCUGGAGUGCCCCACAUGAAGGAUAACACAUGUCACAAUGUUGUUUCUCAGGUGAUCUAUGAGAUCGAAUUCAGCGGCACACGUGGGAUCCAGAGCGUUUCUGUCCGGUUCAAAGUCAGCAGCGUCUCUGGGAGCGCGGGAUCCGCUCUGCAGCAGCGCUUCACUUUCCGCUUCUGGACCAGGAGUCUUUCUCAUACGUUGCCUAGAAGUGGGAACCCUGGCUACAUCCCCGAAGCACCAGUGCUGACUGCACGCAGUGGUGCCACGCAGCACAUGAGCGUUUUACAAAGCGAAGGUGAUGGAAGUUGCUCACGGUUCCUCAGACACACAGUACAAUUUGGAAGAAAUACGAGGACAGGCUGCAAGCUCAGCCUGUCCCAAAUACCGGAGGACAGCAGCUGCAGUCAGGCGCAGCAGCAGUUGCGCAGGGCUCUCCAGGGCCCGCGCGGAGCAGGCCUGGCUGUAACUGGCAGCGCUCGCUCCGGCCGGGCGGAAGAGUGGACGCCCGUUCUGAUUCAGAACUGCAGUGUGCAGGCUGUGAAUUGUACUUCCUGUUGCAUGGUUCCUGUGACCCUGGAGAUACAGAUAUUGUGGACUAAGGUUGGCCUCCUGUCCAACCCACAAGCUCAGAUACUGGGUGCACGAUACCUUUAUCAGUGCCAGCCCCUGAAGGUAUGGAAUCUAAACCUGCUCCCUGUCACAGAGUUCCUCAGCACAAGCGCGGUACCUUUGGCGGCUGUUGUUACUUUCAUGGACGUGACGGAAUGGCCAGAGCCCCCGCGAGGCCAGCCCCAAGUGCACUGGAAACUCCCAUUUGACAUCUUUUUCCCAUUCAAGGUGGCAGUGAGUUUUGAAAGAAGUUAUAGAGGUGAUCUGGCUGCCUGUUUUUUGUUGAUUCUAAUAAUGUCUAGUAUUCUCUGCUUUUGAAAAGUCAAAGAGACAGGGCCUGUCAGUGAAUUGAUACGUGCAGAAAAUGAUGCAGAUCAUGGACUUUUCUCCUCACUGUGCCUGUGGUACCGAUGUGCCUCCUGUUCCUGGACGGAGCUGCGUGGCGAGCUUUGCGCUGUGUCCUCGCACGCCCCUGUUCUCCGUGCGCACCACCUGCAACCCUCACUGCAGUGAAACACUUGAGGGAUCCAGAGAAAUCGCAUUAACGAAGAACAAGGAGGACGUUGAAGUGAACAUUCCCUGUUCCUAGAAACCAGGAGUGCUUUUAAACCAAGUUCAGUGCAAGUGUUUUGGAGCUGCAUUCGGUCAUCUUUCUGUUGGAGAAGGACCUGAGUUUUCUAUGUGGAACUAACUGAACAUUUAAAAUACAGGAGUGCCCCCCAGCUGGCCUGAAUUACUAUUUUUUGAGUAGACGUGUCGCCAGUCACCUUGAACCUGUCCUCGUUACGUGAUGACUGUGCCUCUGUGACAGGUUUUGACUCUUAUUUUUCUGUCUUUUCCAAUACAGAUAUGCAACUGAAAUUUGUGUUUUAAUCGCUGUUAACAUUGACAAUAGUGUUACACAAAGCAAAGUAAUUGUAACUGUCUCAUCCUCUGAAAUAUAGUUGAAUUUUAGUUGUUUGUCAA
Molecule: messenger RNA, 2789 nt
Organism: Columba livia (rock pigeon)
Lineage: Eukaryota; Metazoa; Chordata; Aves; Columbiformes; Columbidae
Gene: TCTN3
Product: tectonic family member 3
Exons: 13
Coding region: 330-2141 (603 amino acids)
Biological process (GO): smoothened signaling pathway; cilium assembly
Source: RefSeq, a predicted model, not a curated record